This is a messenger RNA of Leptonychotes weddellii (Weddell seal), 684 nucleotides long. Lineage: Eukaryota; Metazoa; Chordata; Mammalia; Carnivora; Phocidae. The record is from RefSeq and is a predicted model, not a curated record.
GUUUUAUUAUCCCCCCCCCACCUUUUGUAUUUCGAUCUUAGGACUUCAAGGACAGAAAGGAACAAAAGGAGAAUCAGGAGUUCCAGGUCCUGCGGGCAUGAAGGGAGAAAUGGGAAACCAGGGCCUGGUAGGCCCCCAGGGUCCACCGGGACUGAAAGGCCAAAAGGGAGAGCAGGGAGCGAAAGGAUCUUCUGGAGCGCAGGGAAUACGGGGAGAAAAAGGUGAACCCGGACUCAGUUAUCCGGUGCAGAUGGUCAGGAUCAUCGGCACUAGGAACCGAGGCCGGGCUGAAGUUUACCAUAACAAUGUCUGGGGGACCAUCUGUGAUGAUGACUGGGACAAUUCAGAUGCCACUGUCUUCUGCCGCAUGCUGGGCUACUCCAGGGGAAUAGCCCUUACCAAUGUAACACCUGGCAGUGGGGAAAUCUGGCUGGAUGACGUUGCCUGUCGAGGGACAGAGACGAGCCUCUGGAGUUGCCAAAAAAGCAACUGGGGCUCUCACAACUGCAACCACAAUGAGGAUGCUGGCGUGGAAUGCAGAUGACCUCCCACAGCCCCUCCACCGUGCUGUGCCCAAAGUGUCUGCAGACAUGGACACUCAACUUCUCUGGGGGAGGGCCAACACUCUCUGAGGGGUCACUCUGGGCUGGGGCCACUAAUAAAGCUCAAAGCACGACCUGGUAA